AUGGAAGAAGUGGAGGUGGAGGUGGAGGUGGAGGUGGAGGUGGAGGUGGGGGAAGGGCAGACGGGGAGGGGGCGGGAGAGGGGACGGGUGGGGACGCUGGGGGGGGAAGGGGGAGGCAGUGAGGGGGAGGGUGGGGGUGGGGGUGGGGGGAAGGGGAGGGGAAAGGGGAAAGAGGAAAGCGGGGAGGGGGACGGCGGCAGCGUUGGUGGUGGUGGAGUGGCAGUGGGUGUUGAUGAUGAUGUUGAUUUUAUUGAUGUUUUUCUUGGUGGUGGAGGUAAAGGUGGUGGUGGAUGGUGGGGGGAAGGGGAGACCGGAGGGUGGGGGAGGGGGGAAGGGGAGACCGGGGGUGGGGGUGGCGGGAAGGGGAGACGGGGAGGGAGAGACCGGGGGUGGGGUAGGGGUGGGGUGGGGGUGGAUGGUGGGGGGAAAGGGGAGAUCGGAGGGGUGGGGGAGGGGGGAAGGGGCGACCCAAACGAGGAUGUUGGCGGAAGAGCUGCAACGAAGACCGUCGAAGAUGCUGCUGCAGCGGCGACAAAGACCGGAUCAGAGGCAGCGACGUUUAAGCUGCAAUGA
Molecule: messenger RNA, 573 nt
Organism: Arachis stenosperma
Lineage: Eukaryota; Viridiplantae; Streptophyta; Magnoliopsida; Fabales; Fabaceae
Exons: 3
Coding region: 1-573 (190 amino acids)
Source: RefSeq, a predicted model, not a curated record